CCUUGUGCUUAUGAUCUGUAUUUCAGCGCCCAAUGUGUCACAUGCAGCUUCGGUGCAAUUACAAUUAAGCUUGUAAUUCCUCUUCAUUUAUUACUUGGGCAGAAAUGUGCAGUCUUUUGUUAAUUAGUUUGUAUGCAUGAUCACCGUUUCUAAAUAGAAACAAGCUGUUUAAGGUUUCCUUGUUUCGGCGGUGUCAUUUUGCAUAAUAAUAUCCAUGUGCAUAUAUGUAAUUGAUCAGCUCCUACGUUAACGAUGCGUGUGCUGCAUUGCUGCGGCAUGAAAAGCAUGUUUUUUUUUUUCUGUAAGCCGCAUUGGCCGCGCGCUCUUGGCCUUCGUGUAUAUAUAUAUAUAUUAUCCAGGCUAAUAGACGCGGUCAGCUGCUUGACAAUGCAUGACAGAGCGAUAAACCUAACGUGCAUGCCCAGGCAGAGAAGUUACAACGCAAACGCUCACUUCCAAAACUCUUUUUGAUUACUGCAGGGCCACGAUUUUGUAGCGAUGCCUUCCGCUCGAUCAUAUGCCCCUCUUAUCAUCCACCGCUCAUGGCCGGCUAGGCCGGUAUUUGGUAGCGAUGCCUUUAAUGUAAUAAUGUCUUUACGCGCUUAUCGUGCUUUUUCAGUGGACGGAGCGACGGUCCGCUCGCAUUAUCAACGGGAUCAGCCGGCCGUGAGCGGUGGAUGAUAAGAAUAGAGUAGAAUAAGUCAUAAUGCCUUGAUACAAAAUCGCGGCCCUGAUCGCUUUGAUAACGCGGGCGGGGCGUCGCUCUGACCCCUGACAAAGCGCGAAAAGUGCAAAAAGGAAUAUCAUCGGAGACGGAAUCGCUACAAAAUCGCGGCCCGCGCGCAUGUGCAUCUGUGUCUGUGUUGUGCGAGUUUGCGUGCGCUGAAAAUUUUUUUAUUGCGCUCAGAGAAAUCUGAUCAUGCCACUCUACAUGACGCGGUGGGCAAAAUGAAUGAACGCCAACAAUCGUGUUCAUUGACCACGUAUACAAAACACACAAACGAUCGAUGUCGAAUUCAUAAUUACUCUCAUGAGUUGGGAUGUCAUUUUAAGAAUGCUUAAGCCUGAUGCAGUUCUCAACAUUUCUUAUCUGUACAACUGUACAACUUUGUACCUUCCACCCAUGGAGGAAGGAAACAACUUGAAAAAAAAAAGGUUUUUUUAUCUUCCUCCAUGCUUCCACCCACUACUGUUGUACGGCAUUGCUUUAGUAGUAUUUUUCUUUUCUGUUUUGGUUUGGUUUGGGUGAUGCAGUGGUGGCAGUCGAAGUCGCAUGCCAAUCCGCAUCCAUAGAAUCCACGGCCAUAGCCACAGCUGUCAUCUAAGCGAGAACGACUGCGUUGCACUGUGUUAAGCUCGAGAUGCUUGUAUUCGUUGAAUAUGAAGUGGACAUGACCACUGCGGUUGUCAGGCACACCGCAGUGCAAAACUUUAACCCAGAGAAUGUCGUGGAUUUCGAUCCAAUUGUCCUCUACGACGUGUGGUGGAACGGCGAUGCGACAGAGUGCUGCACAUGGCUGAAACUGAAGAAAUGGUGCUGCACACGUCGAAAAGGCUCAGAAAUCUGUCCUUAGAAAAGGGCAAGAGCACCAAAGGAAUUAUAACUGCCAUGGCCUCUAUGGCACCUUUGUCACAGGAGCAUGCUGACAUGGACAUAUUCACUGGAGAGGCCAUCGAUGUUGUCAUCGGAUCCUCAAGAGAUGACGGAAAGGCCUCCUCCGGAUCUUCAUGGGCAACCGUGUCAUGCCGGAAGACGAGAAAAAAAAAAAGAUUGAAAGAAGUGCGCAGGCAAUUGGUGCAGAAACUCGCUGACGCGCAAAGAAGUUAGUGCUACUGGUACUGAUUGCUACGGGGCUUGUCCCAAAAGUUUGUGCACUGAGCCAGCAAAAACGCGGCAGAGAAUGUAGUGACAUGAACUGCUCAAACUUCUGGGACAGACUUUGUAUAUUUAUCUUACCAGCUUAGCACUUCUACCUUUCUUUGUGGAGUUAGUGCUUACCGUAUUUACUAAAAAAUAGGUCUAACAUGAGUAUAGGUCGACCACUAUAUAUUGAAUUAGUUGAGAAAUUUAGAAAAUUUUAGUUUGAAUUAGGUCAGCCAAU
Dermacentor silvarum is the source of this 2102-nucleotide messenger RNA. RefSeq lists its product as uncharacterized. NCBI's taxonomy places the organism in Eukaryota, Metazoa, Arthropoda, Arachnida, Ixodida, Ixodidae. The transcript has 5 exons. Bases 1514 to 1828 code for a protein of 104 amino acids. The record is from RefSeq and is a predicted model, not a curated record.